Messenger RNA from Acyrthosiphon pisum (pea aphid), 5633 nucleotides. Its product is annotated as inhibin beta chain. The record is from RefSeq and is a predicted model, not a curated record. NCBI's taxonomy places the organism in Eukaryota, Metazoa, Arthropoda, Insecta, Hemiptera, Aphididae. Gene Ontology annotation, cellular component: extracellular region. Gene Ontology annotation, molecular function: cytokine activity; growth factor activity. The coding region runs from base 1107 to 2783 and encodes 558 amino acids. The transcript is spliced from 4 exons.
GCGACGGCAGCGACCGGCCGGCACACUGGUGUGCUGCGGUGCGCGCGUGUGUUUUAUACAGUGUCCGCCGACCGUCGGACGUCUUACACGCGUUCGUAUACGAUAUCUGCCGGGUGUGUUCCCCCCCGACGAAGCGGGCGACGUACAAAUUAAUAACAAUAUUUUAUAUUAUUUUGUUGCUCCGUUUUUUUCCACGGACGGACCGCGAAUAGUUUUUGUUUCACCAAUCGUCAUUUUUAUAAAAAUUUAAAAAAUAUAUUUUAUCAUAUUUAAAUAUAUUUCAUAUUUUGUUUACCGGCGAAAGUUAUAUUAUUCAGUAGUAUUUCCGCCAAUACUACUACUACUACACACUACUACAUUACUUCUACGACUACUACUAUACGACUACUACUACAACUACCGCCACUACUUAUACUACUUCUAGUAAUAAUUUACUAAUAUUAAUAUUAUAAUACUGAUAUUAUAAUAACCGCGGCAAAAGUGUACCGAGGUAGUUUAUCGAACGCGACGACCGUGUAUUAAUAUUAUAGUCGUACGGCUAUAUUAUAUUAUAAUAUUGUCGUUGUAUUAGACGACCGCGACACCGGUGCCUGGGAAAUAAAAAUCGUCGCAGGUGGUGGCAACGGCGGCAGCGGUGGCGACGACGACGACGGCGGCGGCAGCGGCGUCGGUGGCGAUGUCGCGAUCACUGUCCGCGACAGACGACCCGUUUACCACCCAACAGCACAUUAGCUGGACGAUUAGCUGGUACACCGUAUGGUAGUGUACACGACACAACAACAACAAAAACAUCAACAACUACAAUAAUAAUAAAAAAUAUUCAACGAAAACACAGAGUCACAGACGCACAAACGUCGAGCGUGCACCACGACGACGGCGACGACGACGACGAUAACGAUUCAUUACGCUAAAGACAACCGCAUCUGCAACCAGCAACUGCAACUGAAUCCGCGACUGCAGCGACAAUCGUCUGCAGCCUGGCCACAUAUAGUUAUUAUGCCGGUGCAAUUACCGCCGUGGACGCUAUCGGCCGCCCGAUGAGUUGUUAUUGGCCGCCAGUCGCGUGUGUAACGACGUCGCCGCCGACCUGAGCGUUUGUGGGAAGUAUGUGGAAGACACGUAACCGAUACAAUUGGUCGUGGUCUAUACGUAUUGUCGUUGUUGUAGCCGCCGCAGCCGUAACGCUCGCGAUGUCCGCCGCCGAACCACGCGAAUCCGCCGUCUCCUCGUCCUCUUCCCUGCGUUCUACUUCCUCUUUGUCGUCACCACCGUCGUCGUCGUUAUCCUCCUCCUCCUCUUCUUCCUCCUCCUCAUCCUCCUCCUCCUCGUCCUCAUCUUCGGCCGCCGCUACCAGUGCGAUAACCAUCGUCACGUCACAACUGGAAAGAGCACCGUUCGGCCGCGAUGGCACCGAACAACAGACCAACACUCCAGGUACAUCAGGUGGCCGACGACAGCAUUGCCCAUGGUGCAAACGAGCGUCUGGUGCUCUCCCGUUACCGCCGUCCUCGUCGUCCUCGUCAUCGUCGUCGUCAUCGUCUUCGUCGUCGGCAUCGUCAUCUUCGUCAUCGUCGUCGAUUUCCGGUGUCAACCGGCACCACCAUAGGCGGAAGCACCGUCCGCGAGGCCGGCGGCAUUACGACAGCGCCACUAGGUCCAGCCUGGACAAACAACGGAUAGAGGCGAUCAAAGAACAGAUACUGUCCAAGCUGGGCAUGACCGCAAAACCGAAUAUCACUAAGGCGCGGUCGACGAGGUUCCUGGUGGAAGCGUUGGCCGUCGAACCGCUGUCUGGACUGACAGCCGCCGACCCGGACGCAGCCGCCGCAGCCGGUAACACUCUGCCACCGAGUACACGGUUACCGACCACCAGAGACGCCGAUUCGGAGCCCGACGAUUUUUACGGCCGCACCAGAGAGAUCAUCGGAUUUGCAGAACCAGGAUCUACGUUAAACGGACAAACGUUAUUAGAAUUCCCGUGGUCACAGGAUAUGGGAAGUACUGAUUCCGUAAAAGUCAAGUCUGCGAAGCUGUGGUUUAGGUUAGAAUACAGGCCGGACGUUCCCCCGGCCGCGCGUAGGACCCACCACAGUCACAAUGUAACUCUGUGGCUGUUCAAAAUAAACUUCCGCACGAACCCAAUGCGGAAUACCACGUUCCUAAGUGGUAAGGAAUUCGACGAGCACGCCACGCUGGCGUCGUCGCUGUCGCUGUCGCUGAACAACCUGGGCUGGAUAUCGGUGGACGUGACGAACACGGUGCGCGAGUGGUACGGGUCUAGCGGCAAACACAGAUUGCGGUUCCACAUCGACUGUUCCGGGUGCGGCGGCUUGGUGUCGCCGGUGCUGUUCCACGACACCAGGCAGGCCAACGAGUGGGAGAACCCGUUCCUGAUGGUGUACACGGACCCGACGGUGGCGAGGCGCGUUCGCCGCCGGGCGCUCGACUGUUCGCUGGCGGUGCGUGGCCAGUGCUGCAAGCAGCGGUUCUACAUCAAGUUCCAGGACAUCGGCUGGGACUCGUGGAUAAUCGCACCCGGCGGCUACUACGCAAACUACUGUCGCGGCGACUGCGGCGGUGUGCAUAGGACACCGGACACAUACCUCAACUUCUACACGCAGGCCAUCGAGGACUACCGGAAGGCCAAACACUCGUCCAUAUUCCAGCCGUGCUGCGCGCCCGUCAAGUUCUCUUCCAUGUCGCUCAUCUACUUCACCGACGACGGUAACAUCAUCAAACGGGACUUGCCCAAAAUGGUCAUCGACGAGUGCGGUUGUCCUUAAUGACGACGAACCGAGAGUAGACGAGUACGCGCGCACGCGCGCGAAAUCAUUAUUAUUAUUAUUAUUAUUAUUAUUAUUAUUAUUAUUAUUAUUAUUGACGAUAUAAUAUUAUUAUAAUAUUAUGAUCAUAUUAUUGAUUAUGUUUAAAUCGCGCACGCACCGCGUAUACCGUAUACAUGUAUUAUUAUUAUUAUUAUUAUUAUUAUUAUUGUAUACUUGAAAAUUGUAAUGCGAUUACGUCGUAUAUUAUUGUGAUUCCGAAAUGCGACAUAAACGCGGGAUGACGCACACGGCGUGUAUGUCCCUCGUCGACGGUCUUUCUCUAUAAUUAUUCUUCCUUUUUUCUUCUUCUUCUUCUUCUUCUGCUUCUCCUUCGUCUUCGUCUUUUCUUCGUCUUAUUCUUAUCAUACUUAUUUUUAUAUCACCAUCGUUUUAUAAUUUUUUUAUGCGUACUUUCCAUCGUUUUCGACCAAAGUCACGAGUCACAGACCCACGCUUACCCCCGCGGUUAAAAAUAAUACCAGGAUAAUUUUCCGAGUGGGUCCAUAAAAAAGGUAAAUCCUUCCAAAACUAAAAGUCAUUUAUGUAUUGCGUAGGUCAUGUGCGUCUCAUUUUACACGGAACGCGUUCACCCAGGGUGCGCCCACGAGGAGGUGAACAAGAUUAUACCCCAAUAAUUUGCUUAAGUGAUUUUUAUUUUUUAAGAUCGUAAAAUAUUAUUUUUUAUUAAUAAUUGCAUGACAAAUGUAUUUUUGGUUGAUUAUUAAAUGUCACUAUCUUCACAGAAAUCAAAUAGUUUGUAAUUUGUAUUUUGGUGUAUUUUUUGACACUGUUCUCAAUCAAUGUAAUUUGUUUAGGUUUUGAUGAUAAGAUUGAAUAGACAAAAUCUAUAAAUUUGAAUUUUUUUUUAUAUUUCUAAAAAUUAAUAUUAUCAUAUACCCGGGUAAAGUUAAUACAAAUGACGAAUCACAGAUAUUAAGGUUACAAUUACGGACGUAAGCAGGCUCUACCAAAAAUCGAAUGCCGGACGCACUCAGGCUAUUAAAAAGUAUAAUUUUGAAAAUCGGUCUCACUCAGGCGACUCCCUUUUUGUUUAUGAAUUGUAUUAUUAUCAUAACAAUAUGUGUGUUAUCGUAUUAUAUUAUGACGGUAUACAUAUUUUUAUAACGGUUUUAGUUGUCGGUGAUGGACGAAACGAUUGAGCGCGGAAUAGACGUCGCCGAUUGAUCGACAACGGUCGGGUUCACCUUGAUUGUUAUUAUUUAUUACACACCUCGUACGCGCGGGGCCAUCGCCGGUGCGUAUUUCAAAUCGAGUUUUCUAAAUUUUGAAGGGGAGAAAAAAAAACAAAUUUUUAACGACUUCGCGGUAUGAUAAUAAUAUUAUAUAUUACCUAUAAUACCUAUAUACGCUAUAAGUGUCGUAUAUAGUGGCGUAUAUAAUAUAUUUUGCACCAAUGGCGGUGAAGACGAAAAAAUCACCAGCCGACGGUUUUCUAUAUUAUCGGGUUUUUCGUCCGAACAGCACACCCGUCUAAUGUGGUUUACCGACCAAGCGUAUCACGACUUUGCGACCUGCAUUUCCGUGUGUGCGUUUUUAAUAUUAUGCACUCGUGUGACCUACUGCAGCAGUAUACUUACAGCUACCGCUACCGAUCUGUGGUCAGGUAUAAUAAUAAUAUUAUAAUACACAACGCGGUGGUAAACUCAUUCAGUUGUUUUUCGGCGCCAUUUAUAUUACAAUAAUAAUUUUAUGAUUACAACAAUAUAAAACGUACACGUCCCGCGAUACAGUGCAGUAAAGUAAAAUAAUAACGAUUAAAUCGAAUUUCAGUUUCUCGACUAUACGUAACUAUGCAAUACAUUAUAUUUUAUACAGCCACGUAAAAAUAUAUAAUUAUAAUUUAUAUACGUAAACGAUGCACUUAGGUCGUACGAUAGGCGAUGCACAGCCCUAUUACACAGCUAUAAAUUUAUACCUAUACUAGAUACAACAAACGCGACUGAUCCUAUAGCUGCUGCGGCCUGCUACAUUUCAACCAUAUACCUAGUUGCACGCGUUACUGCGUUACGACCUACACAGAUUUAUGUCCGCGUUCGUUUUACCGCCGUUCUGUUCACGGAUUUUUGACAAUCGAUAAUCCCAUUAUUAACACGGCAGCGCUAAACUUAUGAUAUUAAAAUGAAACUCUGGCACGUCCGUUAUAAAUUCGUGAUUACACAAGUAUUUUUCAUUUUCAUUUUUCCCAGCGCCCACGAUGCCGCGGAUAUUAUCGCAUAGACCAGUUAAGAAGACCAUAUAAAAUAAAAUAUGUAUGCCGAUGAUGGUUGAAAAAACGCGUUAUGCUGUAAGUUGUAGGUUUUAGAUCAUUCUCGGGAUUUGAUCUCAUUGAUUUUCGUGCAUAAUAUUAAUUAUUAUUAUUCAUGUCGUCGAAACGCAGACCAUAAACGGACGACAUGUUAUACCGCGUGAUUAUAUUAAUAUUAUAACAUCAUAUAAUACACGUGGAGUGCAUUCGUGUGGAGCUGGAAAAUAUUUCUUGAUGCGGGGCGGUGGACUCGUCAUCCUUCUAUUGUUGUAAGUUAAUGCUACUUUUAUUUUGUAUUUUGUUGGUUUUACUGAUAUUUCGGGGGGGGGGGGGUACGUUCACCUCUGACAUUCGUAAUUUAACGCACUAUAUAUCGCCAUUAGACUAUAAUAAUAUAAAUCCAAUUUACCUAUCGCUGUUAACUCGUAGCUAAUUUUAUAUUUCGUGUGCAUAUAAUAUAUUACAUAAUAUGUGCAUGUGUGUAUAUUGUAUACGAUUGCGUAUAGCCUAAUUUUACCCCAUAAAUAAAUAUUAAUAAAUAA